This is a messenger RNA of Polyodon spathula (Mississippi paddlefish), 3899 nucleotides long. It is a transcript of the gene smc1b, whose product is annotated as structural maintenance of chromosomes 1B. Gene Ontology annotation, biological process: sister chromatid cohesion. Bases 1 to 3681 code for a protein of 1226 amino acids. Lineage: Eukaryota; Metazoa; Chordata; Actinopteri; Acipenseriformes; Polyodontidae. The transcript has 26 exons. Gene Ontology annotation, cellular component: cohesin complex; chromosome; nucleus. The record is from RefSeq and is a predicted model, not a curated record. Gene Ontology annotation, molecular function: ATP binding; protein binding; DNA binding.
AUGGGUUAUUUAAAGCAAAUAGAUGUCGAGAAUUUCAAAUCGUGGCGCGGACGGCAAAUUAUAGGUCCCUUCAAAAGGUUUAAUUGUAUUAUUGGGACUAACGGUUCUGGCAAGUCUAAUGUAAUGGAUGCUCUCAGUUUUGUGAUGGGAGAAAGGGCAGUAAACCUGCGAGUAAAACAUACAAGAGAUCUUAUCCAUGGGGCUCACAUUGGGAAACCAGCCUCUGCUACUGCCAGGGUGAUGAUGACAUACUGUGAAGAGAAUGGAGAAGAAAAUACAUUUUCAAGAACCAUCACAGGAGAUUCUUCAGAGUAUCAUCUAAAUGGCAGAGUUGUCAGCCUGUCACAUUACACAUCAGAACUCCAGAAAAUAGGCAUCAUUGUCAAAGCAAGAAAUUGCUUAGUAUUCCAGGGGGCCGUGGAGUCGAUAGCAAUGAAGAAACCAAAGGAGAGGACUCAGCUGUUUGAGAGAAUAAGUAACUCUUUGGAUCUGGCAGACAGCUAUGAGAAAAAGAAAAAAGAGUUGCAGAAGGCUGAAGAAGAUGCCCAGUUUCAUUAUAACAAGAAGAAAAACGUGGCUGCGGAGCAGAAGCAUGUGAAACAAGAGAAGGAGGAAGCACAAAAAUACCAGACGCUGGUAGAAGAUUUAAAUGAUAAAAAAGUCCAGCUACACCUCUGCCAUCUUUACUAUAACGAGAAGAGUAUCGACAGCCUGAAAGACAGUCUUCAGGAAAAGAAAGGAGAUAUUGCAAUCAAGAAAUCAUCACUGGAACAAUCAGAAUCAAAAGUGAGAGCCUUGAAAAAGGAGCAUGGCAGGCUGUCCCGGGAGCAGCAGCAGAUUGAGAAGGAGAUCAAAGCUCAGGAGCAAGCCCUCAAUCAGAAACGACCCCAAUACAUCAAAGCCAAAGUGAAUACUUCUCACCAGAUCAAAAAGGUGGAGGAAGCGAAGAGCUCUCUGAAGAAGAGUGAGAAACAGUUUAGUAAGAAGGAGCAGGAGAUACAAGAGCUGGAAAAUGAGCUAGCUGACUUGGAGAAGGCCUGGAGGGACUUUGAGAGAAAGGUAGAGGAGCAGACCUUAACGGUGGGGAGAGAUGUACAGCUGGAGGAAAGCCAGGUUAAGCGCUACAAGGAGCUGAAGGAGCUGGCUAGGAAGAAGGUGGCAACCAUGUCCCAGCAUUUUGAGAAGCUGCGGUGGGAGUUGAAUGCAGAUUUCGAGAAGCUGGAGUUUGAUCAGAGGAGGAAGAAAGAAGUGGAGGGAAACAUGAAACAUACCCUGAUGCAGAUAGAUGACUAUACAAAAAGAGCAGAACAACUGGAAGAGUAUAUCAACACUUGCAAUGGUGCACUGAUAGAGCUGAGGAAGCAGGAGGAGAGUCUGGUGGAGGAGAUGGAGACCUCCAUGGUGCGCACAGCUGAGCUGAAUGAGAAACUGGGUGGUGUGCUCGGAGAACUGCAGAAUGCACGCAUUGACCAUCAUGAGGGGCGCCGCCAGCAGAUGAGAGAUGAGUUGCUGGAGAGUAUGAAGAGACAUUAUCCGGAAGCUGUGUUUGGAAGAUUAUUUGACUUGUGCCAUCCUAUACAUAAGAAGUACCAAUUGGCGAUUACCAAAGUCUUUGGCCGAUACAUGAAUGCCAUUGUUGUGACAACAGAGAAGACAGCUCGAGACUGCAUUAGGUUCCUAAAGGAUGAGAGAGCUGAACCAGAAACAUUUCUAGCCCUUGAUUAUCUUGAGAUAAAACCAAUCAAUGAAAGGCUGAGAGAUAUGAGAGGGGCCAAGAUGGUCAUUGAUGUGGUGCAGUGCAUCUCCCCUCAACUGAAGAAGGUUGUGCAGUUCGUUUGUGGCAAUGGGCUAGUUUGUGAAACCCUGAAAGAAGCUCGACAAAUUGCAUUCGGAGGAACCGAAAGGUUUAAAACAGUUGCCCUGGACGGGACUCUGUUCUCAAAGUCUGGAGUAAUCUCUGGAGGCUCCAGUGAUCUGCGCUACAAGGCCCGCCGAUGGGACGAAAAAGAGAUGGACAAACUGAAAGAGAAAAGAGAUGAACUGGUGUCUGAGCUCAGAGAGCUGAUGAAAGUGAAAAGAAAGGAGGCAGAUCUGAAACAGGUGCAGGCCCAGGCUCAGGGAGUGCAGACAAGGCUGAAAUACUCUCAGAGCGAACUGGAAACAAUAAAGAAGAAAAACCUUGCAAACUGCCUCCAGGAAAAAUCCAGACUGGAAAGUGAGCUUAUGAAUCUUGAAUCUCAGCUUUUAAUGUUAAAGAGGAACACUGAUGAAAAGGAAGCUAAAACAAAAGAAAUCCAGCAAGAAAUAAACAAGAUUGAAGACCUUGUGUUCUUUGAUUUCUGUAUUGAGAUUGGUGUUGGGAACAUUCGUGAGUAUGAAGAAGAGUAUGUCAAGCAGCAACAGGAGGUAGAUGAGAAAAGGCUGAGGUUUGAGACCCAGAAGUCAAGACUAAGCACCCAAGUGGAGUACGAGCGCAGCCAACUUGACAAGGAGAGGAAAAAAAUUCAAAAAUGGGAUGAGACGAUUAACAAAGAAGAGAAAAAAAUUGCUGAGCAAAAGAAGGAGGAAGAGAGUCUAUUAAAAGCUGUGGACAGAGCCAUGGCUGAGCAGCAGGUACUCAAAAACAGAUUGCUGACCAAAAAAUCUGAAGCAGAUGAUGCAAAAAAAGAGCUUGAAAAAAACACAAAGGAAUUGCUGGUGAUCUCCAGGGAAUUAGGAAAGCUGCAGAAGCAGUCCAUAUCCUUGGAAACUGCCUUGGAGCAGAAAAAAAUGGAAAGACACAAUCUCUUACUGGCAUGCAAAAUUCUGGGUCUUCAAAUAACUCUUCUAUCUGGAUCACUGGAUGAAAUCAGUGAAGGGGAAACAAAUUCGAGUUCCUCCUCACUUGAUACUGAAAGCACAGACACUACAGCAGGUAUUUACGAACGUGAAGGACAGUUUCAGAUAGACUACAGUGAUCUGUCUCAAGAACUUAAGGAUCUAAGAAGUGAAGAUGAGGUUGAGGCUCAGCUAAACAGACUCCAACAGACAAUUACAACACAGGAAAGUGUUUUACAGAGAGCCACUGCUCCAAACAUGAAAGCCCUAGAGAAGAUAUGGCAAGUCAAAGACAAGUUUCAUGGGGCCGUGGACGCUUUUGAUGCCAGUAGGAGAAGAGCAAGGCAGUGUAGGCAGGAAUUUGAGCAGAUCAAAGCCAAAAGAUACCAGCUGUUUAGUGCAUGUUUUGAGCACAUCUCUGUAGCCAUUGACCAGAUCUACAAACAGCUCUGCAGAAACACCAGUGCUCAGGCAUUCCUCAGCCCAGAGAAUCCAGAGGAGCCCUACCUGGAGGGAAUCAGCUACAACUGUGUGGCUCCAGGAAAGCGCUUUAUGCCAAUGGACAACUUGUCAGGAGGGGAGAAGUCAAUUGCAGCGUUAGCACUGCUGUUUGCUAUUCACAGCUAUCGACCUGCACCUUUCUUUGUCCUGGAUGAAGUUGAUGCUGCUUUGGAUAACACGAAUAUUGGAAAAGUUACAAGCUACAUAAGGGAGCAAUCCAGAGAGCACUUCCAGGUGAUCGUGAUAUCCCUGAAAGAAGAGUUCUACUCAAAGGCAGAUGCUUUAAUGGGUGUUUAUUCUGAGCAAGAUGAUUGCAUGUUUAGCCGCGUAUUGACCCUGGACCUUUCCCCCUACACUCUGUGAAGGGAAUGAGAGACUAUAAGAAAUGGAGCCAUAAUCAAGACUAAACCACCAAGCCAGGGACGACAGCUAAAGCAGCCAGUUGGCCAUUAGUUCUUUAGUUUUACCAUUGUCUAUUAGAUUUUUUGACUGGUUCAUUUUGCUGUUUUUAUGCAGACUUUUUUUUAAAUGUUGCAAUCUUCAUGUUUCACUGCAACUUUAACUUUUCUAUUGUGAUGUUC